Heterocephalus glaber (naked mole-rat) is the source of this 1045-nucleotide messenger RNA. It is a transcript of the gene S100a16, whose product is annotated as S100 calcium binding protein A16. Gene Ontology annotation, molecular function: calcium-dependent protein binding; calcium ion binding. The record is from RefSeq and is a predicted model, not a curated record. Gene Ontology annotation, cellular component: perinuclear region of cytoplasm. NCBI's taxonomy places the organism in Eukaryota, Metazoa, Chordata, Mammalia, Rodentia, Bathyergidae.
AAUAAGGGCCCAACCCCAGGGCCAAGCGGAGAGGGAGCUCAGUCACUACCUCCUCAUCCAGCCAGCUCAGCCGGGCAGGCCCGAGAGGGAGUGGGACGGAGCCUGGGAGGCAGCUGGGGAGGAGUGCGCUGGGCUGAGCUGUGGAGCUGCUUGGCAGCGCAGAGCCCGGACCCCAGAGCUCUGCUGGACAGGAGGUGGCCCAGGAGGCUGGCCAGGGAGCAGCUGAAGGUGGAGAUGGCAGAUUGCUACACGGAGCUGGAGAAGGCCAUCGUCGUCCUGGUGGAGAACUUCUACAAAUACGUGUCUAAGCACAGCCUGGUCAAGAACAAGAUAAGCAAGAGCAGCUUCCGAAAAAUGCUGCAGAAAGAGCUGAGCCACAUGCUGACGGACACGGGAAACCGGAAGGCGGCUGACAAGCUCAUCCAGGACCUGGACGCCAACCACGAUGGGCGCAUCAGCUUCGACGAGUACUGGGCUCUGAUAGGUGGUAUCAGCAGCCCCAUUGCCAACCUCAUCCGAGAGCAGGAGCAGCAGAGCUAAAGGCCCGGCCCUGCCGGCCUGAUGCUCGUCCCAGCCUCCCUCUUCAGCCCUGUGGCCUUUCCACCCCUUCCUCCCUUCUCCCUCUGGACUUCUGAUCCUUGCUGAGCAGUGGAGGGGAGAGGCCAGGGUCCCUUGUGAGUGUCCCGGUCUGGAGGUGCUUCCUUUGGGUCUCAGUCCCUGGAGUCGCAGACCCCAGGGCUCUCAGACCUCAGUGCUGAUGCGGACCCCAGUUUCCUCCCUUGUUCAGUCCACUCCCCCUUCCUGUCUGGUCCCUGCCUGCUUCUGGGUCUGUCCUGAUCCCAGAGGCAAGCUUGGUGACCCGUCUCCCCAUUCCUGGCGGCAGCAGCAGAGACCUUGUCCUUCUCAGCCCUUCCUGGGGGCACCGUCGGGGACUCCCCUCCAGCUGCCUUUGUCUGGGAAUGAGCUAAGCAGGGCUGAGUGCUUCCCCCUGCUCAGCCACUGAAACAGUGUCAAUAAAGGCUGGAUUUGGAGUUUGCACCCCUCA